Molecule: messenger RNA, 300 nt
Organism: Desarmillaria tabescens
Lineage: Eukaryota; Fungi; Basidiomycota; Agaricomycetes; Agaricales; Physalacriaceae
Exons: 2
Coding region: 1-300 (99 amino acids)
Source: RefSeq, a predicted model, not a curated record
AUGGCUCUCGGUACCGUCAACAUUACGACAUUGCGUAACGCUACGGAGCCUGAACAUUUGGCUACAUUUUCGACUGUGGUUACCGGAGAAAAUGGGAGAAUGGAGCACGGGAUUCGGAGUAUAUAUGUACCUUCCAGCUGCUUCGGCUUCCAGACGGAUACCUGCGCUAUCGAACCUAUACAUUAUUCUAUUUUUGCUCGUGUUGCCGUCGUGUCUGAAUGCAUCCUCGCCAUCGCUGUGUUGUUCCCUUCCUUCAACAUGCUUUAUAAUACAACGGACGUUGAUGUAGACGUUGCGUGA